Molecule: messenger RNA, 3332 nt
Organism: Bolinopsis microptera
Lineage: Eukaryota; Metazoa; Ctenophora; Tentaculata; Lobata; Bolinopsidae
Product: protein FAM13B-like
Exons: 6
Coding region: 28-2391 (787 amino acids)
Biological process (GO): signal transduction
Source: RefSeq, a predicted model, not a curated record
AGCAAGAUGAGGUAAAUACAAUGUCUGAUGGAUUUAGUUAGACGGGUUGGUCUCAGUCCUAAUGUACGAAAAAAGCAGUUGCCGACGAAAGGUCGGAUAUUCGGUGUACCACUCUCAGAGCUAACGGAGAAAUGUGACAACAGUGCUAACGUCCCCAACAUCGUCUAUCAACUUGUCGCCUUCAUCCGUCGUCAUGGCUUUAAAGAAGAAGGACUGUUUAGAGUUAGUGGUAACCGACGAGUUAUUGAUGGGUUAAGAUUGGAGUAUGACCAGAACGGCACUGCCAACCUCACUUCUGUACAUGAUGUCAGUGUGGUGACAUCUAUCUUCAAGAUGUUCUUUAGAGAACUUCCCGAUCCUCUUAUUCCUGAUCAGGUAUCUCAGGAGAUCCUAGUUGCAGCAGAAGACAGGACACUAUCCACAUCACACCUGGUAGACAAGAUCAGGACUUACUGUAAAACUCUCCCACCCGUCAACCUUAACCUCCUCAAGUAUCUCUGUUCUUUUCUCAACGAUGUGGGACAGAACGUGGCCGUCACCAAGAUGACCGACUCUUCUCUUGCUAUAGUGUUUGGUCCGAAUCUCUUCCGGAUAAAGAGUGAUCUGGAAGCUUUGCAGAGGCAGCCCUCUAUUACUAAAGCAAUGAGUUGCAUGAUUACUCAUCAUCAGCAGAUAUUCAGCACAAGCGAGGUUAUCUACAGUACAGUAGAUAAGAAACCCGCUCCUGCCACCCCAACUCCAGGGGGCCUCAUACAAGUGGAGAGUGCUAACAUAAACAACAACCACACGGCUGCUCCUUACUUUAUUUUACCAGACCAGCUAGAUAACGGCAAGCCGCUCAACAACAAUAUGAACAAGGAAAACAUAAACACGGUGGCUAACAACAAAGCGAAAGAUUGGGACGAUACCUGGUUAUCAGGUCUGGCUCAAGACUCCCCUUCUCCGGAGACCGAGGACAUCCUGGCUCGGUCACAUGACUCCCUCUCCUCUAUGUCUCCUCUCACUGGGUCUGGCAACCUCUCCAUUCAAUUCAACCUCCAACAGACUAUCAAGGAGUGUAUCUGGGAGAUGCUCAUUCCUGCUCCAACUACGAGUGAUCAUAGUUUCAGUAUCUACAAUGAUAAGAACAACUCGAAUGAACAGAAGUUAUCAAAUGGGGGAGAGAGGAUCAGACGGAAAGGACCAAAACCAGAUUAUCAUGCUAAUAGGAACAGCUGUGUUGCCAUGAAUAGCAUCAGAACGGGUUCUUAUAACAGCGAAAUUAAGGAGGGUAAAUCUGACAGACAUCCAAGUCCGUCUCCGAGUCCGCCUUUUAACAGACGUUCAUCUGACGGCAUGUUCAAUCUGGCAACCUGCCAGCCCCUAGCUUCUGUAACGAAAGGCCGGGCCUCGCCUCAGAAACGACGGCAAAUCUCCAAAUCUAAAACUCAAACAGGUCCUGAGUCACCACAACGGGACAUUGUCCCCAAGUUAAACCUCAAGAAACUCUCCAAGGUUGAGUCCGUCAGCUCAUUAACUUGUCAAUCUGAGAUCUCCAGUGUACCGAGUGUGAAUGUGUCACCCAAGACGUCUCCCUCCAGUAGCAACAGCAUUGCUAGUUUGAGCAGUAAAAUAGCUCUGCUUAAACAGCAAGUAGUUGCGUUUGAUGCGAGUUUCGAGCAGGCGCAUCAUAGACCCCCAGUUGGAAACGAACGUAGACCCAUCGCUAGUAUAAUCAAAGAGCUAAACGAAUUAAAACGACUUUUGUUGGACGCUAAGGCUGUAGAUUCUAAUAGACCCAAGUCUACUUUAGUGAAUCAGCAUGCAAUGAUUCACUCUAAAAUGGACGAGAAAAGGAAGUUAGCGGGACGGCCUCACGAUUUGAAGCUUAUGAAUCAUUCUCAGCUGGCAGAUGAGAAACUCUGCAUCCAGAAGCUCUUGCUACAUUUUGAGGAAACUUACGGUCGGCCCAAAACAAAAGACCAGAAAGACACUAUGAGACCAAUAUAUGACAGAUAUCGUAAAGUUAAGCUUGCCCUGAACAAAAAGAACGAUACAGGUCCUAGUGGGGGUGAGAGAACUCCCACCAGAGUUAACAAUCAGUUGGGGGACACGUGGAACGUUACCAUGGGCAACACUGCCUCCGUAGCCUCAGGUAUGGAACUUAUCAACCUUACAAUGGAUGAACUGGUCCGUAAAAUGUCAGAGUUACAAGAUAAUAAGAGAAUUUUAAGGAAAAGUUUACGUGAUUAUGAGAAAGCGUUUCUCAAUAAACACGGGAGAAAGGUUUUAAAAGAGGACCGAGGUCCGAAAGAGUUGGAGUAUAAUGAUUACAAGCAAGUUAAAGCUAAGAUAAGAUUGGUAGAAACGCUCUUAAAGAAGAGUGGUGACGGUGGCUCCCAAACAUUUUGAUUUUAAUUUUGUCAGAGAAUAAUAAUAAUAAUGUGUGUGUAUUUGUUGUCAAUACUACCAUGUUGAGAAAACGUUUUUUAAUUAUAUAGAGUUUUAGUAAGAGUUUAAUUCAAGAUGUUAUGUCACUUGACCGGAAUAGGGCAGAGAUUUCGCAGAUUUGUUAGUCCAAAUCUAAUGAUUUUCAUCUUUUACAGAUUGCGAAAGUCCAACUGUAUCAACGUUACUAGACAGUGUCAGUAAAUUCUUUACUGGCAGAAAGUCUGACUGACCCACAGACAGACACACAGACUUCCUGACAAACGAACACACAGACAAACCGACAAACUCAUAGGACAUUCUAUUACACAGGAAAUCAACCUCUGUUAAUUGAAAAAGUAAAUUUUGUAGUCCUUGAUCUUCAUUAUAUUUCCUAAUAUAAUGUACGUCAAUAUUAACUUAUUUGUUCAUAAUUGUAGAAUUUACUACCUAGUGCAUGUGGUAAAUUGAUAUAUUAUCUGAUCGUGUACAUUAUGUAAAUAUCUCUACAAACGUUUUGUUUUUAGUUUACGUAAUUCGUAAAAACUAUUAUCUGAUAAAAUGACAUGGAACUUUUUUGUUUUAAAUGUCAGAUUUAGCGCAAAGAGCCACGAAAGAGACGAUUAAUUUUGGCAUAAUUUCUUGUUAUGGCUGGAUCAUUUAUCAUUAUGACAGUUCACUCCUACAGCAGAUUUUAGGUUCCAAUCCUUUUUGUAAAUAAGACAGUCUGGUUAGCUUUGUGAAGCUUAGAUUAAAUUACAGAUUCUCAAAGUACAUAUUAUAUAAUUUUCAGUUUCUUCAAAUGUACACAAAAUUUACGAGUUUUUAUCUUUUGUUUGAAAUUGUUAUUUUACUGCUUCUUCAAUCUUCUAGUACCAAGAUGAUGUAUAAAAUUGUUAAAUUAGCUUCAACUCUUAAAUCAGAAU